ACGUCACGUCCGACGUAAACAACAAUACGGAAGUGGAAAGAUAAGUCCCGAGGUGUAAAAUGCAACAGUCACGGUAGAUGCAAUAGAGCGAUUUUUUAUCCCUCGGUAUGUGCAAGCCAGGAUUAUAAUGCAAUAUUGUUGACUCUUCACGCCACAGUGAGUCCAUCUUAACGAUGGAGGGCUCUAAGUCGUCGAGCACAACCAUGCAGGUCAGCUUCGUGUGUCAGCGCUGCUGUCAGCCUCUAAAACUGGACACAUCCUUCAAUGUGCUGGACCGGGUUACAAUCCAGGAGCUGAUUGCUCCUUUGGUCACAGUGACCCCCAGCAAACAAGCUGACAGCACUGAGGGUCAGACAGCACCAGAGGAGACCUUUGUAGAAAACAAGCAAGAUGGAGUUUCAAGAAAAUACAUCCCUCCUGCCCGAAUGAUGUCAACAGAGAGCGCCAAUAGCUUUACGCUGAUCGGAGAAGCAUCUGAUGGUGGCACCAUGGAAAAUCUCAGUCGUAGGCUGAAGGUGACCAGCGACCUGUUUGACAUCAUGUCGGGCCAGACAGACGUUGACCACCCGCUGUGUGAGGAAUGUACUGACACCCUGCUGGACCACCUGGACACACAGCUCAACAUCACAGAGAACGAAUGCCAGAAUUACAAGCAGUGUCUGGAGCUGCUGUCACACCUGCAGGUGGAGGAAGAGGAGACCCUGCUGGCAGAGCUGCAGCAGCUAAAUGAGGAGGAGGAGGCACUGGUCCAGGAGCUGGAGUCUGUGGAGGAGCAGAGGGCCGCCGUGGCUCAGGACCUGGCAGAGAGCAGGAUCCAGUCUCAGCAGCUGGACACAGAAGAGCUACAGUACCAAAAGGAGUACAGCGAGUUUAAACGGCAACAGCUGGAGCUGGAUGAUGAGCUGAAGAGUGUCGACAAUCAGAUGCGUUACUGCCAGAUUCAGCUCGACCGCCUGAAAAAGACCAACGUCUUCAAUGCCACAUUUCACAUCUGGCACAGCGGACAGUUUGGAACCAUCAACAACUUCCGUCUGGGUCGACUCCCUAGCGUGCCUGUGGAGUGGAAUGAAAUCAACGCGGCCUGGGGGCAAACAGUGCUUCUGCUGCACGCUCUGGCUAACAAGAUGGGGCUGCGCUUUCAGAGAUACCGCCUUGUCCCGUAUGGAAACCACUCGUACUUAGAGUCUCUGACAGACAAGUCCAAGGAACUUCCUCUGUACUGCACAGGCGGCCUGAGGUUCUUCUGGGACAAUAAAUUCGACCACGCAAUGGUGGCUUUCCUCGACUGUGUGCAGCAGUUCAAAGAGGAGGUGGAGAAAGGAGACACUGGCUUCUGCCUUCCGUACAGGAUGGAUGUGGAGAAGGGUAAGAUCGAGGACACGGGAGGCAGCGGCGGCUCUUACUCCAUCAAAACUCAGUUCAACUCAGAGGAGCAGUGGACCAAAGCGCUUAAAUUCAUGCUCACCAACCUGAAGUGGGGACUGGCCUGGGUGACUUCGCAGUUCUACAACAAAUAAGCCUGCUGGAAAAUAACUCAUUCGCUCCUGGAUGUCAUUCAAAUCUUAUUUGGAUACUUUGCCAAAGUAGAAUAAAUUAUGUCUGCACUCUGCACUCGUUUCCCAAAACUUUUCAGUACAGAAGACUAGAUCCUCAGUCCAGACCGCGUGGGUUUCUACUUGUUACAAAGAGGGGGUUAUUGUAACUUUUGCUGUGAAGUGGAGAUUGAAAGAAUUGUGGAAGUUUAAAGGGCAGGAACAAAGCUUGUUGCAAUGUCACGAAAAGAAAGCAGCAUAAGAUAACAGACUUUGUUUCUUUUUAUCCUCUGCUUUUUCCACUAAUAUCUGAAAGUUGCAUAAAGAUAAAACUUACACUUCCUCUGUCUAGAAUGUAAUUUUAAAUAAGUCAUCACCAGAUUUAGGUCUGAUUUAUCCUUUAUUUCCUGUUGCACUGUUCAUCUUUCAAUCACUGUAACUCUCUCCACGGUCAGAGAGAAAGCCUCCUGUUUCUGUUUAUAAGCUCUGUGAUGUCUUCAAGGUAGGUUUUUAUAAAAACAGAUUAAGUUUAGUAUUUAACAGGAGUCUGUCAGUAUUUCAUUCAACUUGAUUGCAGUUAUCUCAUACAAACAUGCUUUGCAGGCUGUAAACAGAUACAUGGUAUGACUGUUCAGUCUGCAGCGUCACAGUUCUGUCAGAGAUGUGAUGGAUGCUCUCAUGUCAGGAUUUGAAUUAAUAAA
Molecule: messenger RNA, 2233 nt
Organism: Labrus mixtus (cuckoo wrasse)
Lineage: Eukaryota; Metazoa; Chordata; Actinopteri; Labriformes; Labridae
Gene: becn1
Product: beclin 1, autophagy related
Exons: 12
Coding region: 174-1517 (447 amino acids)
Biological process (GO): autophagy; late endosome to vacuole transport; autophagosome assembly
Cellular component (GO): phosphatidylinositol 3-kinase complex, class III, type I; phagophore assembly site; phosphatidylinositol 3-kinase complex, class III, type II
Source: RefSeq, a predicted model, not a curated record